Molecule: messenger RNA, 1124 nt
Organism: Phalacrocorax carbo (great cormorant)
Lineage: Eukaryota; Metazoa; Chordata; Aves; Suliformes; Phalacrocoracidae
Source: RefSeq, a predicted model, not a curated record
GGCGCGGUGGCGGCGCGGCCCCGGCCCUGGCCCGGCGGACCCGCCCCGGGAGCGGGCGGUACCGGGCCGCCCCCGGCCGCGCUGACAUCAGCCGUGAAAAGGGCGCGGGCGGCGGCAUCCGCCACUGCCGCACCGGGACCGCGGGAUCGGCGCCGCAGACCCUCCCGCCGUCAGGAUGGCAAACCGGGGACCGUCAUAUGGCCUGAGCCGGGAGGUGCAGCAGAAGAUCGACCGGCAGUACGACCCUGAGCUGGAGCAGGUCCUGGUGCGGUGGAUCCUGGCGCAGUGCGGUGGGGAUGUCGCGCAGCCGGCGCCUGGCAGGGAUGGCUUCCAGCAGUGGCUGAAGGAUGGCACCGUCCUGUGCCGGCUCAUCAACAGCCUGCACCCGCGGGGCCAGGGACCAGUGGCCAAGAUCCAGGCAUCCGCCAUGGCCUUCAAGCAGAUGGAGCAGAUCUCGCAGUUCCUGCAGGCGGCCGAGCGCUACGGCAUCGCCGCCACCGACAUCUUCCAGACUGUCGACCUCUGGGAAGGGAAGAACAUGGCGUGCGUGCAGAGGACCCUGAUGAACCUGGGCAGCCUGGCCGUGGCCAAGGGCGAUGGGCUCUUCGUGGGAGACCCCAACUGGUUCCCCAAGAAGUCACAGGAGAACCGGCGCGUCUUCUCCGAAGACAAGCUGAAGGAGGGCCAGAACGUCAUCGGGCUGCAGAUGGGCACCAACCGGGGCGCCUCGCAGGCUGGCAUGACAGGCUACGGCAUGCCCCGCCAGAUCCUCUGAGCGCCCACGCUGCCCCCUGGCCGCCCCCCGCAUGGCCCCCCAUGGGCCCUGCCUGUGAGGGGCCCCCUGGGGCUGCCCUCCAAACUGCCUUAACCCCACACACACCCACGGACCAGCUGCGUGCCCCCCAGCCGGGGCACCUGCCCCACCCGCCAGUAUUUCCAGGACCAAAGUCUUUUUUUAUUAUUAUUAUUUGGCUGGGCACAGAUGGGGGGGCUGCCACACUGCCCCCCCCCCCGCUGUGCCCACAACCUCUCAGUGCCUUGGGGGCCACAAUGCCCCCCCAGCCCUGCUGCUGUGCUGGGGGGGGGCCCCCCUGUGCCCCAAUAAAUGGCUCCUCUUCUUUCCA